Messenger RNA from Bipolaris sorokiniana ND90Pr, 1269 nucleotides. RefSeq lists its product as uncharacterized. NCBI's taxonomy places the organism in Eukaryota, Fungi, Ascomycota, Dothideomycetes, Pleosporales, Pleosporaceae. The coding region runs from base 181 to 1122 and encodes 313 amino acids. The transcript has 3 exons. The record is from RefSeq and is a predicted model, not a curated record.
UUGCUGUGCUACAACUAGACUAGCGUCCGUCUAGUUCCAUUACGUGCAUUCCGCCAUCCCAUGAGCAUCACGACGGUAUUCCGAAUCAGUUCGACUCUAUAUAAAUUCGCAACUUGCUAUUGAAACUGGCCAUUCACAAACUUGUACAAGCUAUCUAUUCCCACUCCUUCAUCCCCAAGCAUGGCCCCAACUCUUUCCUCGACUCCCAUCUCCAUUGUCCCCUCAGCAUCCGAGAUCAAGAAUGGCGCACUCGGCCAACGCAAUCUCGAAAUCGCAAUUCGGGCUCUUGCACGUGACGGUCUUGUCGUCUUGGAGGAUAUAGUCAACCAUGCCGUCUUGGACCGCUUGAAUGAGAAAAUGGUCCAAGAUGCAUAUGAGCUGCAGGCGCGGAAGGAUAGUCCCUUUAAUUACAACAAGGGCAAUAUCCAGCAGGACCCGCCCAUGACGGAAGGGUGGUUCAGCAACGAAAUAUACAUCAAUCCAAUUGUCACCCAGGUGACAUCAACCAAACUCGGACCCAGACCUUCUCUGCGAUUCAUGUCCGGCAAUACAGCCCUGCCCCCUACCGAAACAUCCCCACCCGCGUCCCAGCCGACUCACAAUGACGCGGAUUUCGACCACCCUUCUAUCCCAUUUGCUCUUGUCAUCAAUGUUCCCUUAGUCACCAUGACUCCUGAGAAUGGUUCUACUGAAGUUUGGCUCGGUACGCACAAUGAUACCACCAUUGCCGAUCAAGAAGGCGAACACGGUGACCGCGCUAGCGGAAGAAUCAAGAAACAUCUGCUUGACGCUCGUAGGGAGGUUAGGCCACCCUCGCAACCAAUCGUCAAGAAAGGAAGCAUCAUCAUACGUGACUUGAGACUCUGGCACGGAGGAAAGCCCAAUCUUACUACCGAUCCCAGAGUAAUGCUCGCUAUGAUACAUUUCGCGCCAUGGUACCGCAACACCAUGCAAGUCGAGUUUGCCGAAGAGCUUACCGAACGACUCUUGCCUGAGAAGACAGGUCUGGAUAUCGCUGCGCAAUACAUUCCCAGCGAGCAGCUGCUCAAGAAUUACUUGAACAGAUCGUACGGAAAUGUAUAUGAUUUUGACCAAUCCGAUAAGGUUGAAGGAAUCUUUUAGGCUAAAGCAUAUAACAACCAGUUCCGAUUCGAGGAUUUCGCAGCGUGAUUUUCAAGGUCAGCACAGGACAUGCAACAUGCCGAUUUCAUCUCUUGAUAAAAAAAGACCUUCAGUCCCGUUUCAAAUACAUCAUAUUUUCAGACUGCA